AUGACGACCGACGUCAAUAGCGCGUCAAAACCGCAAGAAAGUGCAGUACAAGAUGCGGUCUCGUCUCGUCUCGCUGCGUGCCCAGCGCCGUCGCUAGCAUCGAGUAACGAACAGCGACUGUCGCUGGCUCUACUGGGACAGGAAGGCAGCGUCUUGAGCCACGCGUCGUCCCGUCUGCACGAAGAAGUGACGCGAGAGCUCUUUGUCGAUGCUAAUUAUGGCCUCUCGGAGCUGUCAGUGCGCGAGCGGCAGCGCGAGUGUGGACUCAAUGAGCUCGCGGGGAAGGAAGACGCGUCCGUCUUUGUCAAGUUUGCCGGCCAGUUUCAAGACCCGCUCAUUCUGCUGCUCAUGUCUUCCGGUGUCGUGAGUGUCGCCAUGGGGCACACGGACGACGCCCUGUCCAUUGCUGUCGCGAUCACGAUUGUUGUCACGGUGGCUUUUGUGCAGGAAUAUCGCUCGGAAAAGACGCUGGACGCGCUCAAGGAACUCGUGCCGCCACACUGCAAAGUGCUGCGAGCUGGCACAGUGAUCGACAUGCUGGCGAAGGAACUCGUGCCUGGUGACAUUGUCAUUGUGGACGUAGGAGAUCGCGUGCCAGCUGAUGCGAGGUUGGUAGAGGCAGUGGAUCUUGAAGUCGACGAGUCGAACCUCACGGGCGAAAACACACCCGUUGCUAAGGUUACUGAGGCUAUUGCAGACAGUCACUUGCACCCGAUUGCUGAGCGCAAGAACAUCAUUUACAUGGGCACAUUGGUGCGCGCGGGUCGUGGACGAGCUGUUGUGGUGGGCACAGGAGCACGCACCGAGUUUGGACAGGUUUUUGAUGUAGUGCACAACGUUGAGGAGCGCAAGACACCUCUGCAGAAUAGUAUGAACACACUCGGCAAGCAUCUCAGCAUGUUCUCACUUGCCGUUAUCGGCGUGAUUGUCGUUAUUGGCGUGAUCCAACAAAAGGGUAUGCUGGCCAUGCUUCAAAUCGGUGUCUCGUUAGCUGUGGCUGCCAUCCCGGAGGGUCUGCCGAUUUGUGUGACUGUCACGUUGGCAUUCGGAGUUAUGAAGAUGGCAAAACGACACGCUAUCGUGAAGAAGCUCCCUGCUGUCGAGGCGCUAGGUUGUAUCAAUGUUGUCUGUGUGGACAAGACGGGCACAAUCACGACGAACAAGAUGGAGGUCGUUGAAAUAUUCGUGCCGACUGAAAUUGUGACUGCUCACGUAAAUGGUGUCGGCGAGCAAGAUCCACGGGCACCUUCCUCUGGAGCAGCUCAAGAAACCGCUCAUCCGACCGUCACUAUGCGUGGAGAGCCUGUCACAGAGGCAUCGCACCCUCAUGUUUACCACUGCUUGCUGUCUGGCGCAUUGUGUAACAAUGCGACGAUUGUAAACCGCGAGGUAAUAGGCCAAGCAACGGAGGGCGCUGUCUUGCUAUGUGCGCAGAAAGUGGGAAUCUGUCCUUCGGUUAUUCAACAAUUCCGUCGUGUUAGCGAGGUGCCGUUUAGCUCGGAAAAGAAGUGGAUGGCUGUGUGUUGUGAGCUGCCUUCAGGUGGUCCCUCUCGCUGGCAUCUCAAGGGCAUGACAGAGGCUAUUUUGCCACGCUGCGACAAGAUUGAAGAUAAUUGUGGUCGUGAAAAGGAGAUGACUCCAACUGACCGCGAGCGUAUCUUUGUGGCAUCCCAGCAAAUGGCGGCUCGUGGUCUCCGCGUUCUGGCAUUGUCUUUUGGUGAGCACUCGGAUCGUGGCAUGGUGUUUGCUGGACUCGUGGGAAUCUCAGACCCACCUCGCGCUGGAAUUGAAACAUCUGUGCUUGAACUGUCUUUAUGUGACGUCAAGACCGUGAUGCUUACAGGAGAUUCCAAGGAUACUGCUAUUGCGAUAGCUACGAAAGUGGGCAUCAUUUCGAGCAACGAUUUUGGCAGUGCCGGCUACAACGAUAAGAAGAGCAACGGGCUGGAAGAGAUGGUAAUGUCCGGCCAGGAACUGGAGAUCAUCGACAUGGUAGAGCUCGAGCAGCGCAUUCUGAAGACGUGUGUGUUCUACCGGACCUCACCUCACCACAAGCUUAAGAUUGUUCAAGCUUUCCAAGAGGUGGGACUAAUGGUGGCUAUGACUGGCGAUGGCGUGAAUGAUGCCCCUGCACUAAAAGCAGCAGACAUUGGCAUUGCUAUGGGCAUAAACGGAACGGACGUUUCGAAAGAGGCUGCGGACAUGAUUUUACUCGACGACAACUUCAGCACAAUCUUGUGCGCCAUGGAAGAAGGCAAGUCGAUCUACCACAACAUCAAACACUUUCUGCGCUUCCAGCUCAGUACAAGCAUCUCUGCGCUAUGCCUGAUUGCAUUUUCCACGCUGUUCAACCUACCGUCUCCGCUGAAUGCCAUGCAAAUUCUGUGGAUCAAUAUCAUUAUGGACGGACCUCCAGCGCAAAGUCUUGGCGUGGAGCCUGUCGACCAUGACGUGAUGAGGGAAGGCCCGCGCUCGAGAGAUGCCAGCAUUAUUACGCGCGCGAUGAUAUCUCGCGUACUGACAUCAGCCUGCUUCAUUGUGUGCGGCACCCUUUACGUAUUUUGGGUGGAGUUGAGUGCUGAUGGCACGGUAAGCAAGCGCGACCGUACGAUGAGCUUCACCACUUUCGUGAUGUUUGACAUGUUCAAUGCGCUCUCGUGCCGGUCAAACGACAAGUCCGUCUUUGAGAUUGGCAUUCUUUCCAACACGUUCUUUGCCAUUGCAGUGGGUGCGUCGCUACUGGGCCAGCUCCUCGUCAUUUACUUCCCACCGCUUCAGGCAACGUUCCAGACUGAGGCGUUAACGUUUGGUGACCUGAUCUACAUCUGCAGCAUUGCAUCGACCGUGCUCAUUUUUGACGAAGUUCGCAAAUGGCGCGAGCUACGUGGAACAAUGCGGUCGUCCAUUCCCGUUGGUUUCAAGCAAAUGAAGAGAAAACAUUCGGGCGAUAACGGUGUACAGAGUUUCGAUGUUGUAUAA
Messenger RNA from Peronospora matthiolae, 2979 nucleotides. Lineage: Eukaryota; Oomycota; Peronosporomycetes; Peronosporales; Peronosporaceae. The record is from the annotation of a GenBank genome assembly.